UGUGCUGCAAGUGGUGGCUAGUUUUUCGGUCUUUUGCUGCCUGGAAAACACAGUUGGAUUUUCCAAGGUGCACAACGGCAGCAGGUUGCCGUCAAACAACACGGAGCCAAAAUCCAACGAAAAGUAUUUUAAAAUAACAACAAAAUUCUGUCAGUCAACGGCAAAAGUUCCAUUUGACUAUUUUCCAAUUAACGCUUUUGUGCGGAGGCACCGAAAAUCAGGUUCGCGGCCAGAGAAGUGAAGUCGCAGUUGUUCUGCAGAGGCGCUAAAAAUUAGUGUAUUUCCGGUUUUCAACCAAAUCUGAAGAAACGAUAGAGCCACUGGAUGGGGAAUAGUCUUCUUACGUGUGGAAAACCCAGUCAGCGUCGCGAGAGGAGGUUCUUGCAGAGGCUGAGCAACACCUACGCUCAGGCUCACAGGAAAAUAGAGUUCAGGAUGUUACCGCUGCUGGGACUGUCACGGAACAAGGGAUCGUCGGGGUCGCCGCCACGCUCGCCGGAGAAGAAGGAUCGCAGGACAGUGCGGAAGAUACAAGUCCCCAUCGAUAUGCUGCCCAACGAGAUGUGGCUGGAGGUCAUGUCCUAUCUGUCCUACAACGAUCUGAAGCAGUUGCGUAUGGUGUCCUGGCACUGUCGCGAGCUCGUUAAUCGUCGCAAGUUCAUGUCCCAGGGCAAGGUGAUUAUAACCAGGCACAAUCUGGCGGCAAUCAAGGACCACGUGGAGAAUGCACCUUCAAAACUGAGCUUCGAGCGGAUCGAGCUGCGCAACCUGAAGCAAUCCCCGAAACUGGAUAGCUUUCUGAAGCUGGUCGGCCCGGACGUGAGGCAUCUGCAAGUGAGCCAUGCGCCCGUCUUUCGCAACAUAAACGGGAAGAUGCCCAACCUGAAGGUGUUGACGAUAGCCGCAACCACCGUGUUAGACGAUAAUAUUGGGAUCAACCUGAAGCAGUUCAUCAAUCUGGAGGCCUUCGAGUGUGACGGCGUCAGCCUGGACUCGGCGCUGAAGCUGAGCAUGCUGCUGCAGCUGAGGAAGCCCGCAAACAAAGUGCAACUGCGUCAUCUGCAGUUCGAGUUCACGCACGACAACGAGGAAGUUCUGGUGGCAGUGCUGCGGGACCAUGCCAAGACGUUGGAGUACAUUGACAUAUUCUUCAGCUGUUCGCCCAGCGUCGAAACGCUGCCGUGGUGUCUGGCCUUUGGGUCCAUGAGCAACCUCAGCGUCCUGAAGCUGUCGGGCAACUGUCAUCUCCUCCUGCUGGAGUCCAUUCUUAUGUCGAUGCCGGCGGUGGCUCCGUUGCGCCAACUGGACCUCACCGGCAUGCUCUCGCUGACCAACGAACUGCUCCUUUAUGUGGCCUCCAAGUGGGAGUUCACUCUCAAGUCCCUGGACCUCAUGUUCUGCGUGCAGCUAAACUGCGCUUGCAUCGAUGCUCUGCGCCAGCUGAGCGGCCAGCUGAAGUGCUUGACCAUGGCCUACUGCCGAGAGCUGACCGGCGUGGCCCUACUGAAGGGGAUUGCCCACACGCCCAACUAUAUAAUCCAGGAGCUGCAUCUCGAGGAGGUCUGCUUCAUCGACGAGGAGUCCCUGUGCGAGCUGCUCGUGCGACUCUAUAACCUGCGUCGUCUCAGCCUGGACAACUGUCGGCAGGCGGUGACCGACCGCGCCAUGUCCCUCAUCUGCAAGUACCAGACUGGCCUGCGCCAACUCAACAUCGAAUACUGCAUCAAGAUCACGGACAAAGGCUUCUUGGGCACCCCAGACUUUCCCUAUGCCAUUACCCGUCUCCGGGGACUACGUGAGCUGAACCUGCGCGGCUGCAAGAACCUGACGGAUCGUGUCCUGAAGGAGGCACUGAUUCUGCCCGAACUACGGAUCCUCUCGCUGGGCUAUUGCUCGUUCUUCUACCCGGAGGGCUUCGAGGCGCUGACCCACAACGCACCGGCCAUCGAAACGCUGUGCGUGGCCAGCUGCAUGAAGGUGGACGAUGACACCGUGAGAAUUUUGCGUAAUUUUAAGCGUCUGCGGAGCAUCAACAUAAGCAACUGCAUGCGGCUCACGCUGCAAUCGAUUCACCACAUACUGAGGCAUGGGCACAACAUGGUGGAGCUGAUUGCAUGCUCCAUCGAUGGCAUGGACCAGGAGCAGGCCAUGCGGCUGCUCGAGAAGCAGCGACCACAAAUGAAGCAAGUGCUGCUAUAGCAGGAGAGGUACAUUCACUGACAGGAUGUCAGGGUUCUCCCCUACAACUGGGGGAGACAGGGCUAUUACGGCAGCGACGAUGAAGAGGAUGCUGACGUUGAGGUAAUCGAAGUCGUUGUUUGAGAACAGAUGGCAGCCCAGUGAAAUAUGAUGAAGCAAAGCGUCCAUCGUAUAUACGUCUAUAAAUCUUUAAAGAUACUAAUCCGCUAUCACUGCACAAUCGUGUAGAAAUCCUUGAAGGUGAAAUCUAAAAGUUGUAAUCCCCCAUUGAUCGUUACCUGCAGAUCAGCCACAACACAAGCCAAAUAUCGCCACACACAACACGUACCUCCAACACGAACCCAUCUAACCCAAACAUUUCAAUGUUCAAUAAUACCCCAAACGAGGAUCGACCUGGUCUCAUAUCCCAUUUGCUGACCAAACACUUUCGGAUUGUGCAAUACUAGAGACAGCUAUACACUGUUUGAAC
Messenger RNA from Drosophila subobscura, 2668 nucleotides. RefSeq lists its product as uncharacterized. Gene Ontology annotation, molecular function: protein binding. The record is from RefSeq and is a predicted model, not a curated record. Gene Ontology annotation, cellular component: SCF ubiquitin ligase complex. Gene Ontology annotation, biological process: SCF-dependent proteasomal ubiquitin-dependent protein catabolic process. Lineage: Eukaryota; Metazoa; Arthropoda; Insecta; Diptera; Drosophilidae.